This is a messenger RNA of Dendroctonus ponderosae (mountain pine beetle), 1347 nucleotides long. Its product is annotated as 3-ketodihydrosphingosine reductase. The record is from RefSeq and is a predicted model, not a curated record. NCBI's taxonomy places the organism in Eukaryota, Metazoa, Arthropoda, Insecta, Coleoptera, Curculionidae. Gene Ontology annotation, molecular function: 3-dehydrosphinganine reductase activity. The transcript has a single exon. The coding region runs from base 151 to 1149 and encodes 332 amino acids. Gene Ontology annotation, cellular component: endoplasmic reticulum membrane. Gene Ontology annotation, biological process: sphingolipid biosynthetic process.
ACAAUCUUCUUGUUCUAUGAUUAUAUUUUAAUAUUCAUCUAUGAUCUAGAUCCUAGUUCACCGUGUUAUCUGUUAGGUUAUAAACUUUAAAGUGUUAGAUUUAAAAGUUUGUAUUUAGUUGCUUCUAACUUAAAAUUCUAUACAAAAAAAAUGAGUUUUGGGAAAUAUCAAACUGAAAUAAUAUGUUGUGCCAUCCCACUAAUUUUUGUUCUUAUCGGUUUGAUCCUGAAGUUUUUAAAUAAGCGUUCCAAAAAGUCUUUACUUGGAAGGCACGUAGUGAUUACGGGCGGUUCCAGUGGAAUUGGAAAGGCCCUUGCAAUCUUGGCUGCCAAAAAAGGCGCACAUGUAACAAUAGUGGCAAGAAAUGUUGAUAAAUUACGUGUAGCAAUGCAAGAAAUUGAAGAUCAUGCAAAUGAAGCUCAGAAAAUUAAUAGCGCUUCAAUUGAUGUUAGUGAUAAAGAGGCUAUUGAGAAAAACUUCGCGGAACUGGAAAGCACUGUGGGACCUAUUUAUAUGUUGGUCAAUUGUGCAGGUCUGGCAAUAUGUGGCCGAUUAGAAGACAUGAAGCAAAAUGACGUGAAACAUUUAAUUGAUGUUAACUUAUUGGGUACCAUUUACCCCAUUCAAGCAGUUCUCCCGAAAUUUAAAGAGAGGAAGGAAGGAAUUAUUGUACUGACUGCCUCAGCUGUGGCUUUAAUGGGAAUGUUUGGAUAUUCGAUUUAUUCAUCGUGUAAAUUCGCUCUCAGGGGCCUAGCAGAGUCACUUUACAUGGAAGUGAAACCUUAUAACAUUAGUGUUACCCUUGCCCUACCGCCCGACACUGAUACUCCGGGAUUUGAAAAUGAAAACAAGACAAAACCGAAGGAAACCAAAAUCAUGUCAGAGUCUGGAGGACUAUAUUCGGCAGAAACUGUAGCUACCCAACUUAUGAACGAUGCUUUAAAGCAACACUUCUUCAGCUCCGUAGGGUUUGAGAGCUUUGUUUUAACUACACUUUGUAUCGGCAUGAGUCCUUUUCACUCAUUGGUGGAUGUGAUAGUUCAAAGUAUGGUGAUCGGCCCAUUCCGUCUAUUCGCGGCAUUUUUUGUGAAAUAUUUUGAAAGCAUUGCUAUUAAAUGUUACAAUGAAGAGAAAGACAAACAACAGUAAAGUAUCCAGUGGUUAUUUACAUGCAGCAACAGUACUUAUUUAAUUGCAGAUUAACACCUGUUUUGGAAUUUAUUAGUGGUUAAAUAUUCAAUCUUCCAUAUUUUUUGUGGAAUAUUGUGAUCAAUAAUAAGUGAAAUUUUUAGUGUGAUUUAUGCAUCCAUUGUAAAAUAGGGUCUGAAUAAACUAAAAUUAAAUUUA